AUGCUGCGAGCAGUCUCCGAGGGUGCGGGGGCGCGGCCCCAUAGGACGCCGCGCCUCGCCUCCCCCCACUUGGCCUUUCAGCGCUCACUACGGACCCUAGGAGCGGACGGAACGCAGUCCGAGCUCACGGAAUACAAUAGCUCUGAACUAGCCCUCGUCGCGGGGGCGGGGAAGGCGGCGUGCGGCGCCCGUCAGGGCUGGAAAAUCAAAGGCUUGGGGCGCCACCGAGUGAGACCGCUUGAGGGUGCAAGGCGCAGGCGGCGAGGGGCGCAGCGCCGGGCCGCGCCGACACCGCGCGCGCCCCGGCCG
Molecule: messenger RNA, 309 nt
Organism: Iphiclides podalirius (scarce swallowtail)
Lineage: Eukaryota; Metazoa; Arthropoda; Insecta; Lepidoptera; Papilionidae
Source: the annotation of a GenBank genome assembly